Messenger RNA from Myxozyma melibiosi, 1237 nucleotides. RefSeq names its product Phosphotyrosyl phosphatase activator. Lineage: Eukaryota; Fungi; Ascomycota; Lipomycetes; Lipomycetales; Lipomycetaceae. The record is from RefSeq and is a predicted model, not a curated record. Gene Ontology annotation, cellular component: nucleus; protein phosphatase type 2A complex; cytoplasm. Gene Ontology annotation, molecular function: protein tyrosine phosphatase activator activity; peptidyl-prolyl cis-trans isomerase activity. The transcript has 2 exons. Bases 13 to 1131 code for a protein of 372 amino acids. Gene Ontology annotation, biological process: mitotic spindle organization.
GAUCAGAACCAGAUGGAGAACUCAGUAACAAACAGACCGACGAGCAGGAUCCUGACCGCAGAGGAUCUGGAAGUCUUUCAGAGCUCGGAAACGUACAAUUCACUUUUGCAGUUCAUUCUCGAUCUGCGAGAGGCGUGCACCGGACGACCAAACUCGUUUCCCUGUGCGGUUUCAAAGAAUGUGGAGCAAGUACUGGAUCUUCUAGAGAAGAUCGAAACAAUAUCAAAGCAGCACCCGGCAGUUGAAAAUGAAAAGUCGCGGUUCGGCAACCCGGCAUUCCGCGACUUUUACGAUGAUCUCGAGACACAACUAUUUACAAACAACCUCCUAACCACAUCUCUCUCUUCAUCUGACAUUCAGUCAUCCGACGGACUUGUUGAUCUGCAAACCUACCUCCUCCACUCGUUUGGAAAUCGCACGCGGAUCGACUACGGAUCAGGACACGAGCUCAACUUUAUAUGUUUUCUACUCGUGCUCUUCAAGCUUGGAGUGUUUACAAAAGACGAUUUCCCUGCUCUUGUCCUGCGCGUGUUUAACCGGUACAUUGCGCUCAUGCGCGUGCUGCAGUCAGUCUACUGGCUUGAACCGGCAGGUUCCCAUGGCGUAUGGGGUCUCGACGACUACCACUUUCUUCCCUUUCUGUUUGGCGCCGCGCAGCUCUCUACCCACAAAUACCUGCGUCCGCGGAGUAUACACGACAACGACGUGCUCGAGUCGUACGGGAAGGAGUACAUGUACCUUGGCGCGAUCGCGUUCAUCAACAGCGUAAAGACCGCGUCGCUGCGCUGGAGCUCGCCUAUGCUCGACGACAUCUCGGGCGUUAAGACGUGGGCUAAAGUCAGCGAGGGAAUGGUGAAGAUGUACAAGAACGAGGUGUUGGGCAAAGUCCCAGUCAUGCAGCACUUUUUGUUUGGAAAGAUCUUGUCUGUUGUUGGUGAGCUUCCGAGCGAGAGGGCUCCUCGGGCAAGUAAAGAGGAGGAUACUCAUCACGAGGGACAUGUACAUGGUGAGGGUAUCUGGGGUGAUUGCUGCGGGAUCAAGAUCCCCAGUUCGAUUGCUGCAAGUCAACAGGGGCAUGAGGGUCAAUUGCGAACGAUUCCUGGUGCAAUUAAGCCCAUACCGUUUGAUUGAUUGUAUAUGAUGAUGAUAUAUUCAUUUUUAAGUCCGCUGCAACUAGGUUAUGAAAGUUACAUGGAUGUAUUAUAUGGUUUAUAAUAGGUACUAUAACUUUUAUUAU